AUGCAACGUUUCAAACAAUAUCUUACACGUUAUUAUGCAAUAGUCCGAUAUGGUGACAAAUCGGAACCGAUAUUUGCCCUUUGCGGUGAUAUCCCAUUACGAAAUGAUGAUGGUGCUGGGCGAUUAUCGGAUGUUCAAGACAUCGUUGAAAAGUUCCGAUUCGCUUGGGGUGUCCCAAAAAUUAGAACUUGUCAAGCAAAGAAAGUAACUCGUAAAUUUGAUACACACAGAACAUUAGAGCUCAAGACGAAACUGGUAGUGUGUCAUAUUUGCGGCAGUUACCAUGAUUACGACAAGAUAUGCGCAACCUGUUAUAAGAAAGUACAAAAAUUAACCAACUUGAUGAAAUCCAAAAUUAUGGCCUACAAUCCGUAUAUUGGAGAAAAGCAGUCGACGAAUGUGAAAUUUGAGGACGAUCCACAUCCUGGUCCGGGUAAAGCACACGAAGAUGACGAGGAUGCAAAAGCUUCAAUCGAUCGAAGAGACAGAAAACGUAUUGUUGAGUUAGGAAUUCCACGACCAACAUGGUUUAAGCCCAAAUUUAUAGAUAGUUCUGUUCGCAAUAAACAAUAA
This is a messenger RNA of Cercopithifilaria johnstoni, 573 nucleotides long. NCBI's taxonomy places the organism in Eukaryota, Metazoa, Nematoda, Chromadorea, Rhabditida, Onchocercidae. The record is from the annotation of a GenBank genome assembly.